AUGUUUCUCAAUUACCUACAAACUGUCAUAAUCGUCUCAUUCGUGCAGUUGUCGAUCGCAACCUAUAGCAAUGCAUUUCUCCAACCAAUCUAUUAUUCCACUAAUCAGAUGUUCGGAUGUCACUGUCCCCCUCCUCCCCCUCCCCGAGCGCCUUGUCCACCAGUAAAGCAAUGUCCACCUGUGCCCACCUCAUGUCCCAAACCUCAACCGUGCAAAUCAAAAUCAACCAAAUCGAAAGCUCAAGGAACAACCAAUUUAGUGGCUGCAAAUACAAUCGAUGAACUUGAAACGGUCAUUUAUUUGUAUCACAUUCGAUCAAUCACUUGA
Molecule: messenger RNA, 327 nt
Organism: Anisakis simplex (herring worm)
Lineage: Eukaryota; Metazoa; Nematoda; Chromadorea; Rhabditida; Anisakidae
Source: the annotation of a GenBank genome assembly